CAUCAGCAAUUCAUGGACAAAACAGGAGCGAAAACUACUAAGCAGCUUCGUAUCUUUAAACAGCAUAACAGCUCGAUCACUCCCAACAAAAGCUCAAUGAUUCCACAACUCCUCCGGCACAAGCAACAUAUCACAACAUAAGCUUACUUGCUUGAUUGAACAUGCAUGUACUAACGCCACAUUAUCUUGUCUAUCUUCCCCGUCUCUCUCCAAAAUCUUCUCUUUUUUACUUCCAAAAUCAUACAAACCGAGCAAUACCCAACAGAGGUAAUUUGAGCCUUCUUGUGUAUGCUCCGCAGUCUCUUACACCAUUCUAUAGGAAUAUAAAGACGAAAAGAAGAAACAAUUUAACCCUUUUGAGAGCUAGCUGGAGAGAGUCUCCUUAUGAGGUUUUAGGUGUGUCUCCUUCUGCAACUGCUGAUGAAAUCAAAAGGGCUUAUCGGAAACUUGCGUUGAAGUAUCACCCUGAUGUCAAUAAAGAGGCAAAUGCAGAAGAGAAAUUUAUGAGGAUCAAGCAUGCAUACAGUACUUUGCUGAAUUCUGAAUCUAGGAGAAAAUAUGAUUCUGGAAACCGCACAUCCGACUUUUCCUACUCUUCUGGUCAAAGAAGCCAAAGCACAAAUGUUCAAGAUGAAGAAGAAUUCUAUGGAUUUGGUAAUUUUUUGAGAGAUGUCCAAGUAACAGUAGAGGACUUCUUUAAAGACCUUCAAGAGGAAUUCCGGUAUUGGGAAUCAAGUCUUGCUUCACAAGGGAAGCCAAAGAGUCUAUGGGAGGAAUUGGCUGAAAUUGGAGAAGAAUUUGUGGAGUUCCUAGAAAAAGAGCUCAACAUAACUGACGCAGAAUCUGAAGCAAAUAACACCUGGGAAGGGCUUGGAAAAGGCAAUCCUUUUAACAAUUCAUCAACAGGGAGAACAGAUAAUGGCAUGCAAAGUGAAGCUGAAAAGGGAAACAGCAUUGAGGAGAACAUUGAUGACCUAGAAGCUACUCUAGCAAAAUUGAAAAAGGAAUUGGGUCUAUAGCAAAAAUCUGCAACAUAUGUACAAUCAAAUUGAUUCUUUAAUGCUGUAUUUUUGCCAUCGAAACCAUAUAUUAAAAUGCUUCGUUCAAACUUCUCUAAA
Molecule: messenger RNA, 1118 nt
Organism: Mangifera indica (mango)
Lineage: Eukaryota; Viridiplantae; Streptophyta; Magnoliopsida; Sapindales; Anacardiaceae
Product: dnaJ homolog subfamily B member 8-like
Exons: 5
Coding region: 162-1019 (285 amino acids)
Biological process (GO): protein refolding
Cellular component (GO): cytoplasm
Source: RefSeq, a predicted model, not a curated record